Messenger RNA from Pantherophis guttatus, 6651 nucleotides. RefSeq names its product myomesin 3 (gene MYOM3). NCBI's taxonomy places the organism in Eukaryota, Metazoa, Chordata, Lepidosauria, Squamata, Colubridae. Gene Ontology annotation, cellular component: M band. Gene Ontology annotation, molecular function: protein binding. The record is from RefSeq and is a predicted model, not a curated record. Gene Ontology annotation, biological process: sarcomere organization.
UGAGUUUAUUCUUCCUUAGAACUGAGACCUUCACCAAGCCUGCUCAGGUUUUCCUCUAUUCCAUUGGGAAAAUAUUUUUCAGCCUCAAGGUGACUCUGGACUCUUGAUGUUUUCUGGCAGACAGGAAUCCUCUGAUCUCCAUCAUGGCUACCCACACCUUUUACCACCACAGAGAAGAGGAACAGAAGGAAGAGAGACACCGCGAUUUACAAAUGACUUCACAGACAAGAAAGUCCAAAUUCAGGACCAGUGAAGAAGAAGAAAGCUUUACCUCUCUGGAUAGGACCAUCGCAUCUGCUCUUGCGCUGACGACUGAAGUAUCUUGGGAAACCAGGAUGAGACGGGAGGCCGCUGUACUAAACCUAGAGGACAGGGGAAAGAAGAGAAUUCGUUUUGGGAAUGACAUGGAAAAGCUAGAGAAGGACGUCAUCAGACAUUGCCGGUUCUUGCGGGUGAAGGCUGAUAGGAUGGCCCUUCGGAGGAAGGCUGAAGCGAAGGCACUACUGGAAAAGGAAGUGAUGGAGCUGUUGUCCUGCCGGGCACCCAUGUUUUGGAUCCCUCUGCGGGCUCACACGGUCUGGGAGAGGAUGAGCGUCACAUUGGAAUGCACCGUUCUGGCUAACCCUCAGCCAAAGGUCACCUGGUUUAAAAAUGGUGUUCGAAUUGAUCCUCGUGUUGCUCCAGCGGGGAAAUACAAAAUGAAGAAUGAAUUUGGAAUGCUUACCUUAGAUAUCAGGAGAUGCUCUUUGGAUGAUUCUGCCGAAUACAGCGUGGAAGUGAAAAACUCUUAUGGAGAAGCCAACUCAUUUGCAACCGUAUUUGUCAGGAAAUAUUAUGGGAUGGAAUCUGGAUUUGACUCAGAAAUCUAUAAACAGAGACUCAGAGACAUAGAAGCUGACUUUGCCAGCACAUUGAAGCCCAUCUUUGCUAGAGAGAAGGAACCGUUCACCGUCUUCUGCACUUUCACUUCAGAUCUUCAGGAAUACCAACGAAACAUUUCCUGGUUCCGUGACGGUGAGUUGCUGAAAGAUUCUGACCGCCGGCAAACAAAAUGUGGGGACCGGGAGGCAACCCUGACGGUAUCCUGUGCUUACAAGGAGGAUGAAGGCUUUUACAGCAUCCGCAUCCCAACACAAGACGGCUACAAUGAACAAAAAGCUUAUGUGUUUGUUAGGGAUGCUGCAGCUGCAACAGCUGGUGCUCCCGGAUCUCCUCUCCUCGUACAAUGUCAUGAUGUGAACAAAAACAGCCUCAUACUUUCAUGGAUACCUCCCAGUGAUAAUGGUGGAAGCCCCAUCAUUGGUUAUUACAUUGAAAGGUGUGAAAUGGGCACAGAUGAAUGGGUUCCUUACAAUGACCAGCUGGUGAAAACUUGCAGGUCACCAGUUUUGGGUCUCACAGAAGGAAAGACUUACCAGUUCCGAGUGAAGGCUGUCAAUUGUGCAGGAAUCAGUAACCCUUCGAAGGCCAGCAGCCCUGUGACAAUGAUCGAUCCCAAUGAGGCCAAGAGGUUGCUAAACAUUCCUUAUGACGAUGGGAUGAGGACAAUUAUAGUUUCGAAAGAUGAACUGGAACCUGAGAUUAAGAUCCCAUUGCCUCCCACCAAUGUUCAUGCCAGUGAGACCAGAGAAGAUUAUGUGAUCCUUUCCUGGGAUGAACCAAAUCCCAGAGGCAAAGAGCCACUGAAUUACUAUAUAGAAAAGUCAAUCGCGGGGAGUGACAAAUGGCAGAUGAUUAAUCUGGAUAUGCCAGUCAGUUCCACCACUUUCCCUGUCUUUGGUCUGGAGAAGGCAAAAUCCUAUUGUUUCCGAGUACGGUCGGUGAACAAGUAUGGAGUGAGCAAUCCUUCUUUGCCCAGUGACCCUAUCUCUCUGGGAAAAAAGAUUGCUCCGCUUCCACCCCCAUCUCAGGUCCUGGCUUUCAGAGAUACCAAGACAUCUGUGGUUGUGCAGUGGAGCAAGCCAAGAAAAGGAGAGGAACCACUGGGUUAUUACAUCUAUUGCCGGGAAGUUGGGACAGAUGAAUGGCAGACAGUGAAUAAUAAACCUGUCACUGGUCACGAAUUUACUGUUCCAGGACUCAAGACUGGCAAACAAUACGUCUUCUGUGUCAAAUGUGUCAAUGAAGCUGGUGUAGGAGAAAGCUCCCCAGAAUCUGAUCCCAUUCUUGUGAGACAGGCAAUCUCUCUUCCCUCCACCCCACGAGAUUUUGCCCUGCUGAACUGUGGGAAGGACACCAUGACCAUAGGCUGGAAGUCUCCAAAACGCAAAGGUGGUUCAAAGAUUCUGGGCUAUUUCUUGGAUCAGCAUGAAACAUCACAGACUGACUGGCAUGAGACCAACAUUAAGCCCAUUGCUGAACGGGUUUAUACGGUCACCAACCUGGACGAAGGACAAUUUUAUCAGUUCCGUGGUUAUGCCAUGAACAUAGUUGGCGUCGGGAAGGUGUCGGAGCCCAGUGAUAUUUUCAAAUGUGAGGAAUGGACAAUGCCAGAACCAGGACCUCCUUAUGAUGUCAGAUGUACGGAAGUAAGAGAUACCUCUCUGAUGCUCCAUUGGGAGCCACCUCUGUAUACUGGAGCGGGACCAGUCCGUGGUUAUUACGUGGAGGCCUGCGAGGAAGGAUCAGACACCUGGGAACAACUGAAUAAACAGCCGAUAUCAAAUACACACAUGAAGCUGAGUGACCUGGAAACUGGGAAAUGUUAUAUUUUCCGAGUGCGAGCUGAGAACAAGGCAGGUGUUGGCCCACCAUCACUGCCAUCAGAUCCUGUGAUAGUGAAAACCAAACCAGACACCAAAGAAAUUGAAAUUGGGGUAGAUGAGGAAGGUUUCAUCUACUUGGCAUUUGAGGCUCCUGAGAUGGUUGACACUUCAGAGUUUAUUUGGUCCAAAGACUAUGAAGGACCUCCAAAUCCUGACCGAGUUGAAAUUGUAGACAAAGAUGACAAGUCCAAGGUCAUUCUGAAAUAUGCUACAGAACGGGACCUGGGAACAUAUUCGGUAGAAGUAACUGAUACCGAUGAAGACAUUUCUGCCAGCCAUGUUUUAACUCAGGAAGAACUGGACCGGCUACGAAAGAUCAGCCAUGAGAUUCGAAACCCCUUAAUUGAGCUGAUAUCUGGAUGGAACAUUGACGUUCUGGAGAAAGGGGAAGUACGGCUUUGGCUAGAAGUUGAGAAACUCUCUCCAGAGGCUGAGCUUCAUUUGCUCUUCAAUGGGAAAGAGCUCUCAAGCACCCCGUCGCAUAAGAUCAACUUUGACAGAGCUAAAGGCCUUGUGGAACUGAUCAUCCAGGACUUCUGUGAGGACGACAAAGGCACCUACACCGCCCAUGUAAAAGAUGGCAAAGCGGAAAAUCAAUUUACUUUGGCUCUCGUUGGGGACGAUUUUGAUAAACUUAAAGCAGAAGCUGAUGCCAAAAAGAAAGACUGGAAAAGAAAACAUGGUCCUCAUUUUAUUGAACAACUGGCAUGGAAGGUCACUGAAGAUUGUGAAGUCCUGCUGACCUGCAAGGCAUCUAACAUGAAGAAAGAUACUUCUUUUCAAUGGUUCUUUGAUAACAAAGCCCGCUCAGAUGGUCAAUAUAAUCCAAAUACAGGAGCUGGAAUCCUACGGAUUAAAAGGAUUACCAAAGCAGACAAAGGAGUCUACAAAGCUGUGGUUUCUGAUGACCGCGGACAAGACAUAACCCAACUUGAUCUUACAAAGGAAGCAUUUGAUGACAUCCUCAAGGAGCUGGCCAGAAUCAGUAUUCUUUCCGCAUCACCUCUGAAAGUCCAGCCAACUGUAGAAGGCAUCAAGAUCUACAGUGAAGUAAAGUACUACACAGAUGCCAUGAAGACCACCUGGUACCACAAUGACAAGCGUCUAGAAGGAGGCGAUCAUUUGAAAAUAGGAACAACCGUGGACCAGGUUUGGUUGCACAUCCUUGAUCCCAAGGAGUCCGACCGAGGCAAAUACACUCUGGACCUCACUGAUGGGAAAGAGAUGCGCAAAUUGACAACUGACCUAUCUGGGAAAGCUUUCGAUGAUGCACUUGCCGAACAUCAAAGGCUGAAGCAAGCGGCUAUCGUGGAGGAGCUCCGUGCCAAAGUGGUUCGUGGCCUUCCAGAUGUUGCAACGAUCAUGGAAAGUAAGACUUUGUGCUUGACCUGCAUCAUCUCUGGAGAUCCUUACCCAGAAAUCACCUGGUACAAGAAUGAGAAGGUCAUUACCUUCAAAGAUCGGUACAAGAUGGAAGUGAAGGGCACCGUGAUCACAAUAACCAUUGAGAACGUCAGCAGUGAGGACACUGGGAGGUUCAGCAUCCUUGUGAAGAACAAGUGGGGCUCUGAAACUGGGAAGGUGACGGUCAGCGUCUACAAGCAGGGGGAAGAACCUAAGGAGCUGAAAGAGUAAAGCCCCUCUGUCUGAGCCCAGGUUCAGUUCAAAGGGCUGGAUCUGGUCCAGAGGACAUCACCCAAUAGAAGAGGAUGGUCCUUAUUCAUUGCAAGGAAAGACCCACCUCCCCAUCUCCUACCCUACCCUCGCUGCUUUCUGAGCAGACUCGUAGGCUUAUGAUAUUUAUAGAUAUUUAUAAGAGUCAACCUCCAGCCCCAUAAAAGGAUUAGCAUCAGGUCCCUUGGCCACCUCUCUGUGUUUUUCAGUGCUUUCAAACAUAUAAAUAGCAAUAGCACUUAGACUUAUAUACUGCUUCACACUGCUUUUACAGCCCUUUCUAAGUUGUUUACAGAGUCAGCAUAUUUGCCCCCAACAAUCUGGGUCCUCAUUUUACCGACCUCAGAAGGAUGGAAGGCUGUGUCAACUUUGAGCUGGUCAAGAUCGAACUGCUGGCAGUAGGCAGAGGGAGGGAAGGAAGGAAGGAAGGAAGGAAGGACAAUAGCAGUAGCACUUAGAUUUAUAUACUGCUUCAUAGUGCUUUAAAGCCCUUUCUAAGCAGUUUACAGAGUCGCAGAUUUCCCCCAACAAUCUGGGUCCUCAUUUUACCCACCUUGGAAGGAUGGAAGGCUGAGUCAACCUUGAGUCUGGCAAGAUUCAAACUGCCAAAUUGCAGGCAGCCAGCACUUAGCAGAAGUAUCCUGCAGGACUGGAUUCUAACCACUGCGCCACCCCAGCUCUUAAAGAACGUCAAGAGCCGGUGAAGAUACAGCCAUUACUGGUUUUAGCUCAAAAGACUAAUGAGGAGUUCAUACAUUUCAUUAAGCCAGGUGAUUCUCACCAUUUUGUGGAAUACAGGUGGUCCUCAACCUACAGCCAUUGAUUUAGCAACUGUUUGAAGGUACAAUGGCACUGAAAUAAGAGACGCAUGAGAUCACAUCUGCCACCAUGGCAGCAUCCCCACUGGUUAUGUGAUCAAAAUUCAGGUCCUGGGCACCUGAUACAGGUAGUCCUUGAGUUACGACCACUAUUGAGCCCAAAAUUUAGGUUGCCAACUGAAACAUUUGGUGUUAAAAGCGAGUUUGCCACAUUUUAUGACUUUUCUUGCCAGAGUUGUUAAGUGAAUCAUUGCAUUUGUUAAGUUAGUCAAAUGGUUGUUAAGGGACUCUGGCUUCCCCCAUUGUUUGUGUUGUGGCCCGUCAGCGGCCUAUGCGUAUUGUAGCGAUUCCAACAACAAGGAGGCUGGUGUGGUGCUGCGCCAGCAGCGUGUGCAGCUGGCGCUCGAGUCGGACAGUGAGGAGGCUGGAGAAGAUGUGCCAGAGGCGGGGAUUCAGCCAGGGCCUUCAGAACCUCCAGAAGCUCCUUUAAGUGAAGAGGACAAAGAGGAGGAGCCUCUUCUCAAUGCACUGGCACGCAGAGCUGUCAAAAGGCAGGAGUGGCCCCUCAGGAGGAAGUCUCCUUGAAAGUAAGGCUUGGGGCUAAUUGGCCACUCCCUUAGCCUAUUUAAGGAGAAAUGUCAAUUGCAGAAAGCUGUAGGGAACAACUUUAGUUCAUUCUCCUUCGCAUCUGGAUUCUCUGCAAAAUUGCUUCUGGGCUUUCUGCCAACUCUAGUAAGACUGUGAUUAUGUUAUCUUAGAAUGCUUGUAGGCUGUUAAGGAAGUUUAUUAAUAGCCUUUGGUUGCAAAAGACUGAGUUAUUUGAGUAAAAUAAUCUUUGUAUAGUUUUUGUGUGUGCUGCGUUCUUUGGGGUCGGUAGCUGGGGCAGAACAGUUUGUCAGAAGGUUGGAAAAAAGGAUCACAUGACACGGCAAUCCUUGUAAGUAUGACUCAGUUGCCGAGCAUCUGGAUUUUGAUCACGUGCCCAUGGAGAUGCUUCAACGGUCAUAAGUGUGGAAAACUGCCGUAAGUCACUUUUUUUCAGUGCCCUCGUAACUUUGAACGGUCAAUAAAUGAACCAUUGUAAGUUGAGGACCACCUGUAUAUAUUCAUCACAGUUACAACAUCCUGUGAUUGCUAUUUGCCACUUUCCCAGCUGGCUUUCGAGAAGAAAAAUCAGUAGGGGAAGCCCGAUUCAUUUAACAACCACAUCAUGCACUUAACAACCGUGGCAAAAAAGAUCAUAAAAUUGGACAUGACUCACUUAACAACCACUUUGCUUAGCAACAGAAAUUCUGAUCCCAACUGUGGUUGUAAUUCGAGGACUGCCUGUAAACCACAGUAGGAGGACUCCCGUGCUGUAUAAUACUACACUAUUAAACAGGAUGAAGUGUGUA